This is a messenger RNA of Syzygium oleosum, 1051 nucleotides long. RefSeq lists its product as uncharacterized. Gene Ontology annotation, biological process: vesicle-mediated transport. Lineage: Eukaryota; Viridiplantae; Streptophyta; Magnoliopsida; Myrtales; Myrtaceae. The record is from RefSeq and is a predicted model, not a curated record. The coding region runs from base 229 to 930 and encodes 233 amino acids. Gene Ontology annotation, cellular component: membrane. The transcript is spliced from 4 exons.
UGAAAAUAUUCCUCACGCCACUGCAACUCCUAACGCCGAUCCUUAACUUCUAAGCUAUCCCGGACAGUGCUCCGAGCGACCAACUCCAUCCGAUCCGCGAAGCAGGAUUCGAGGGGAUUUUUUAUCGCUCUCUUUCUCCUGCUCCGAAUCCUUCAGAAGCUCCGAUCGGUUGACCUCGAGGCCUGAAGAUCUCGCUUGCUCUCCCGAGGAAAGGGGAAACCGGGGAAAAUGCAGAAGAUGGCGCAGUCGUGGUUCUCCCCCGACGGCGGCGGCAGCAGCGGCGGCGGCGGCGAGGAUCCGCAGAAACCGUCGUCCUCCCUGCUGGCCGAUUGGAACUCGUACGCCGCCUCCCGUGAGCCCGACGACGACGCCAGCUUCGGCAUCGGCUUCGAUAUCGAAUCCGCCGUCAGGUCUGCCAACGACACCGUCUCCGGCACCUUCGGCGUGGUUUCGAAAGGUGUUAGAGACUUACCUGGGAACUUCCAAUCUGCUGCCAGUACAGUGCCUUCUGGGAAGGCUCUCAUGUAUUUUGGUUUAUUUCUGGCUAGUGGUGUCUUCUUCAUUGUGAUUGCUUUUACAAUGUUCCUCCCGGUCAUGGUGUUGGUGCCUCAGAAAUUUGCCAUAUGCUUCACACUCGGUUGUUGCUUUAUCAUUGGAUCCUUUUUUGCUCUCAAGGGUCCAAUGAAUCAGCUUUCUCACAUGUCGUCGAAAGAAAGGCUUCCUUUCACCGUGGGAUUUGUUGGCAGCAUGGUUGGUACCAUAUAUGUCUCGAUGGUGCUUCACAGUUAUCUCCUUUCUGUGCUCUUCUCUAUAUUGCAGGUUCUUGCACUGGUCUACUAUGUCAUUUCAUACUUCCCAGGUGGGUCUACAGGGAUGAAAUUUCUCUCGUCGGCACUUACUUCAUCGAUAAUGAGAUGCUUUGGUCGAUGAACGAGCUGUAGUAGCUUUGUCUGUUAUAUCUGUCGUGUUGUUGUUUGAUAUAGCUCCAGGACCCGAAUGACUUUGGUUAUUAGUUGGAAGGCAAGGAUUUGGACAAGGAGCUUCCAAGCAA